Molecule: messenger RNA, 9849 nt
Organism: Toxoplasma gondii ME49
Lineage: Eukaryota; Apicomplexa; Conoidasida; Eucoccidiorida; Sarcocystidae
Exons: 12
Coding region: 2562-8324 (1920 amino acids)
Source: RefSeq, a predicted model, not a curated record
GGAGCGUUAACAAGCUUUUUUAUGGAGAGCAGUUGGGUCAGACGACCAGGUCUUUGACGAACGAGAAGUCCAGUUGACACGAUCCACGCAACAAUCCGGACGAACUCUGGGAAGACUCACUUGUCUACAUACGCACACACACUCAGUUUUUCCGUUUCACUUCAGCGCUCUUCUUCCCUCGUUUUUUCCCCGCACCUUUCUGAGGAGUUUCUUCCUGGGUUUGAUGCUGCGUGAAGAGAGCAGCCAGCCUGGCGGGGUCGUGCGGCGUCCACUCGACAGGGUGUCUGUGGAAACAUGGCCACGACGGAAAACAGAGAAUCGCCGCAAUGGCCAUGCACAUCAAAAUCGUGUACACUGUGACCGUGAAGUCUUCCAGAAUCCCUCCGACGAAAAACCCGCUGAGGCCACCCGCCCACGCAAAGUAUAUCAACCACGAGUAUACUCGCUCCUGCCCCUUGAAGUCAACGGUUCCGGACUUCACCGCCUUGAAACAGGAGGCAAGCGUCUCGCCACACGAAGAGAUCCCCAUCGUUUCCCAGAAAAAACCACAAAACGAAACGCUCGCGCUUCGCAGCCCGCUUUCAACACCACGGGGAACACUGUUCUGAAAACGGUGCGGCUUGCGAACGCGGGAUAGGAGCCGGGACGACACUCCGUCGACAGGUUCAACAGCUUGUUGACAGAGAACACGAUACAAAUUGAGAUGCCUUGGUUUGGAACUUGAAACUGCAGUGAAGUGGACCUAGCUUGCCAUCCGGUCCCUGCUACACUUGCUAAACAGAGGCGGCAUCCGAGCCCAGCAGCCACAGGACAAGUGGACGCUUGCAGAUUGUUCGUUCCCUGAAAUGGAGAAAACUGUGAUGUUCCCAGAAAAAGUGAAAGAAAACGGUGCCCUAAAGACCAUGAGGUCCGUCCUAAAGCGAGACACCGUCGAGAAGUGUCCAAAAUUUCAGCGCAUUUUGCUACAGGAGGCUUCCGGAGAACCCAGAAAAAAGGAAGGGAACUCCACACUUCUUGAAGGCAAUCGGCGAACAAGAAGUGAGAGAAGGGCGGCUUUUGAGAAGCAGGGAACAACAACACAGUCUGAGACGAAAAGUAAGCACAAAAGGUUCACCGUGAAAACUCGGUUCGUCCGAGAGGCCGAAGAGAUCGUCUACGCCGGGCACAGACAAGCGUCUUUUUCUGCGACACUCGACACACAACCUUCUCUGUUUUUUCUCUGACACUGGAGGAGAAUUCGGACAUCAAAAACGACGGAGGAAAGAGAGGAAGCAGGGAAUGCAGUGAGCACACGUCUUGCGGAACACAGCGCGAAACCCCCUGCAACUUUUCCCCUGGCCGACCACUUCUGGGUUUGCUUACCCGACUCCCUCGGCAGAAGCUGCGUUUCGAGUCAGCGAAUUUUCGCCCUUAAAAAAACCGUUGCGCCUUCAAAGUUGUGAAUUCUGCGAAGGUUUUUUCGCAAGCAAGACGUACGGGCACGGUACCUUUUCAGAACAUUGUUGCCGCGAUGUCGCACUGGUGCUGCUGCCUAGAAACGAUGUCGUUUUCCCGCUCCUGAGACAGUAUGCGUGAUCGGCUGUGGAUUUUCGGCGGAGGAGUAGGGCGGCCAGAACGAGCAUGUCGUGCAUCUUUUUUUCUGAUUUGCCUCAGAGGCAUUUUUUCUGUGCGUGUUUUUCUCUAAACGAGGGUUUUGUUUGUCACGAAGCGGCGCGUUUUGCGUUCACCGCGGCCAGCCGCCCUCCCAGACAAGUAGUACCCCCCUCCGUCGAUAGCGUGUGGACGUGUGUGGACCUCAGCUACUCGAAUUCGCGAUUCUUUUUGCGCUCGAGAAACCAGCAGUUGGGCUUCCCCAUUCUGGACUCUGAGGUGUUUUUCCCGCGCUCUGCGUUAACGUCGCUGCAGCGCCGGGCGCUUCUUAUCUGAGGACGAUCCUCUGCGUCCUCGUUUACCGGCUUCCUCCCUUCCCCCAUUCGAGGUGGUACAUGUACGCUCACACAGAGCAGGAGGCAGCAGACGAGAAGUCCCGCGACAUAUUUGUGACUACAUCCUACGCUUUCUGGAAAACGGGGGGACUCAAACUCGACGACUUUCCGAGCGGCCCCGGUGGUGAAUACAGACCGAGGAGACAGAAGCUGGGUACUGCGGAGAACUGACCCAGACGGCGCAGAAGCAAAAGUAAAUCACAAAGAGAACCGACACUUACGGGAGAGAGGCCAGUCGCCUUAGAAAGGACUUCGCGAGGCGACUUUGGUCCGCUAACGCAUGCAGUCCCGAAAAAACCGAACUGCCUUCGCGGGUGCAAGUCGUUUUCGACGCUCGUGUUUCUCUGUUGCAGAGGAUUGGGUUCGUUUUUCACUCCUUCUUGUCGAGGUUCAACUCGGCUGCAUCCUGUUGUGUGACAGACGAACGUUUGCUGUCGCGAUUCUCUCCUGUGCGUGGAAAGAACGCCCUUUGCCCACUCUGAGGGUCACCACGUCGUAGUGUCUGACCGAUCUGUCUCCAGAGCAGAGCUUCCACGUUUCUCGGUUUCCAGAUUCGAGUUGUUUCCACUCUCGACCAUGACGGACAUCUUUAACGAAGUCGAUGAAUUCCUCAUGGAGGACGACGACGGCGAUGACCCCCUUCCCCCUUUCCCUCAGAUGAAAAAUGCUCCGAGUUCCCCGGCUCAACUCACAUGUCAUUCUCUGCCUUCUUCUCAUCUCCCUCCCUCUUCUUCUCCUGCUUCUGAUUCUCCUUCCUCUGCUUCCCCAUUCGCGGACGGCGGAUUUCGAUUCGGGCGUCUCGCGGCGGGGGCUGGCAGAUGGCUCGGUGCGCAUGCAGAGAGGUAUUCUGAAGGCGAGCGAGAGAACUCUCAGAGCGCGUGGACGCGGUUGAACAGCGUAACAGCUGCAGUGACAGAGCACCUGUCUCGCGGAAGAGAAGAGGCAGCGGAAAACGCGAACUGGAGGAACCUCGGCGAGGUGACCGCAGCUGUCGCAGGCCGCAUGGCCGCCGUCUCUUCAGCUCCUGCUGCCUCAGAAGGGAUGAAGUGGGGGAUGGGUGUGUUGAAAGAAACCUUUUCUUCCAUCCAGAAAGAGCUGCUCUUCUCCGAGGAAGAGACGGAAGUCCCCGCCGAGAGGCUCGGAGAGGCGCGCGACCAACUGGAGCAGAGAGGAGGAACGGAGACUCUGGGAGAGGAGAGUCCGGCGCAGGGAGUCAUCGGCGGUGGACAAGGAAGGGAGGUCGGCGAGUCUCGCGGCUCAAGCCACAGCGAAGAAGACGUUCGCGUCGACUCUCCGGUCAGCCGAUCGUCGCAUGCUGCCGUUCAAGCCGCGACAGCCGCAGCCGGACGCGCAGUCGCUGCUCUCUCAGCCCACUUCACUCGCCUCAGAGACCACGGAGACGAAGAAGAGGAGGAACGAGAACAAGCGCGAGCAAGGGAAGUCGAGAGAGAAGAGAGAAACGAGAGAGACGAAGAGAGAGAACGACGCACAGGGAAUCGAGAAGACGACAGAGAAGGGAGAAAGGAAGAAAGAGGAAAAAGCGACGAUGUCGGAGACCCGCCCGCGUCUGUAUGGGACGACGAGUUCAGCGUCUCGGACGAGGAGUCCUGCGACGAGCUGCGGCUGCAUGCAGGCUCUGAAGCUAAGCACCUCUCGGUCUCUGGAGCGAAUUUCAGCGAAGACACCAAAGAGAGAAAACGAGAACAGUCUGAACUCAAAGAAGAGAGACAGGGAGAAGAAGGAGACACUGUGGGGUGCGCGAAAGAAGAGCCCGAGGCGCAGGUGUCUCCGAUGCCUCGCCCAGAAGCAACGGUGCAUGCAUCUCAAGGGGGCUUUCUCGACGAAGAAAAUGGAGACUCAGCUCCCCGUCUGUCUCCUUCAAACGCAUCUUCUCUCGCGUCUUCACCUCUCGUGUCUUCUCCUCCCACAGCUUGUCCUGUCUUAUCUUCUCUGGUGACGUCUUCUCGUUCUCCAGAAAAGGAGGCGGAGGCUUUUUCGUUUCCUUCCUCGAAGUCGGUUUGCUCUCCUGAGUUUCGUUCUUCUCUCUCUCCGUCAGUGCCGGGUCUCGCGGCGCCAGUGUCUGGCUCCUUCCCCUUUCCUGUCUCUUCUUCUCUUUCUCUUUCGCUGUCUCAGUCGUCGCCUUCGUCUGCGUCUUUGUCGCAAUCUACGUCGGCUGUCGCACCUGCUUCUCACUCGGUCGAUUCAGAGGGCAACAGAGAGAGAGAAGACAGCGGAGAGGGAGAAGAAAACAGAGAACGAGGAAGGGGGAGAGCAAUGGGAGAGAGAGAGGAGGAAGAGUGGCGAGAGAAAGAACAGAGAGAGGAACAUCGAGAAGGAGACUCCUCGCUGCGAAGCUGGGAAGCUCUCGACUCGAUUCAUCUGACGCCUUCGAGCGGUGUACGUACAGCGGAGACGAGCAGCAACCCUCAGAGCCACCCGAGUCCAGGAGAUUCCUGUUCGCCGUUCGAAGGAUCUUUCAUGAGUUUUCGUCAGCAGGUUGCUCCUGUUUCAGAAGUGAUUGUAUCGGAGUCUCUCGAUUUACAGGCCGAACGCAGCGCUCCUUCCUCGCAAGGAUUUAACGUCGGCGUCUCGUGCGAAGAAGCGAGGCAAGCCAAAGAAGAAGACGAUCAGUUGGUCGCCCCCCCUCAGUCUCGGCUGGCGCCCCAGCAGCCUCCAUUCUCUGCUUCUUCUCCUCUUUCCGACUUGUCGAGACUCCCGUCAGCAGGCUCGGCGCAAGCGUCUGAGACGCCGCGCGCUCGGCCUGACUCCUCAGAUGGAGGUCCACCCGGAGACCGCCUGCGCGUUUCGGGGGAACAUGAGGCACUGCUUUCCGCGUUUCCAAGACCGGGGAGUUUUGUCUUCGAGAACGUUACAGAAAAGGCAGAAAUCGAAUUCGAGAACAGUUUAGAAAUAGCUGGAAAUCUCUCGAGUCGCUCCGCCGCCUCGCCGACGUCUCCAGGAGAUCGCGCCGCUGCGAGCGAUUCAGGUUCAAGUACACCUGAAGUUGUGGGAUCCGCCGCCAGGCCGCGAGAUGCGAUGCGCCUCCUCGACGAAGAGCAGGAGCGGGUGCGUGAUCUUGACCAUCCUCCGUCGAUUUCUGGGCAUCUCUCUCCCGUUGCUUCUGGGUUCUGUGGAGUCCGCGCGGACGCCCGAGACGAAACGCUGAGUGGAAAGCAGAGGGAACUCUCCUCGCGAGUCGACGACCUUGAAGAGAGCGCAGAACGACCGCACCCUGGAGCAGCGGCGGACGGAGUCGACCGCCGAGACGCGCGAGGUACUUCACGUACACCCGGGAGCGAGGCGUCUCUGGAGAAGGGGGAGGAGGCGAGGCGAGACGCUGGGACUUUGGACGACGCCUGGGUCGGCGAGAAGAAAAACACAGACUGGACAGGAGACGCGAUUCUUCUUGAAGUCGAGGAUGGAAGGCGUAUGGGCGGAGAGAAGUCCAGAGACGGGUGGUCCGGGCCCGGGGAGAACGAGAGUCUGGGCGUCUUCAAACCGAGAAACUGCGUCGUCUCUCUCGCCUCUUCACCUUCUUCUGUACCGUCUUCUUGUCUGGAUGGAGAGGAGCACCGGGAGGCGCUUCUGCGCGCUGCAGCGGCCGUCGUGACGACUGGAGAAAACGAACGAGACCUGGCGAGUCGCCGCAACAGCGGAAGCAGCGCAAGUCGAGGUUUACGUCGCACACCCGAGCCGGAGGACAAGAAGCUCGGGCACCGAGCCGGCGCAGAGUCUGCAGAGAAGUCCGCGAAAGUUGCGGGAUUUCACCGAGACGAUUCAAAUGCUUCCGGAUUCAAAGUCGACUCGGAGGCGAAUUCCGUGAGUGAGCUGAGCAGCGGGCAACCUACGCCGUCCAUGUACGUGCGGCUGCAGAAGCAAAUUCAGCAGAAGGAAGCCUACGCGGCCGAGCUGGAGAGUCGCCUCGAAGAGAAGCAGAUUGCACUCGACAGGCUACAGAGCGACCUCGAACGCGAGAGGAUGGAACGAGAAGAGGGAGAGAGAAGACUCCGCGAAGAAGCGAGGUCACAACAACAAGAGAGUUUGCGAGAAGAAAGUGAGAGAGAACGACAGAUGCAGAGAGAAGUCGAGAGUCAGUUGUCUGCGCAAGUGAAACAUUUGGAGGAGGAGUUGUCUUCUCUCCGGGAGAAGGAGAUGCAGUUGCUCGAGGAGAUCAAGAAGCGCGAGGAGGCCGUUUCUCUGGGGAGAGAGCGAGAAGAAGAGCUGCGUGCAGAGUGGAAGAAAUGCGAGGAGGCGCUGCUGCUGCAGGAGAGACGGGAACGCGAGUUUCGGAAGCAGACGGAGAGAGAACGCCUUGCGGAGAGGAAAUUGCAAGAAGAGCGAGAGACGGAGGCGGACCGGGACUUCAGCGACCGCCUGCAGAGACUUCUCGAAGAAGAAACGAAGAAUCUACAGGAGCAGCUGCACAUCGAGACGCAACUUCACGACCGGAAAUGCGGCGCGUACGAAGAAGAACUGAAGGCGAAGUCCCUCGAAGUCGACUCUCUCUCUGCCCGCCUUGCUGCUCUCUCCGCGACCUUUGAAAAAGAGAAAAACGAGUUGGUCGCUCAAGUCAGAGAGCGCGAAAAACGCGAAGGAAACGAACUCGCAGAGAAACUGCAGCAGACACAAAGACAACUCUCCGAAGUCCAUGCGCGUCUCGACGAAAACGUCAAGUCUCUGGAGGAGGAGCUGAGGCGUCGUCAGGAACUAGAACGCACUCUCGAGGCGCGAGAAAAGGAAGCUGAAGAAGCGAGCUUGGCGCUUCACGAAGCCACAGAGAGAAUUGCUGCGUUGUCGAGAGAAGUCGACGCGGCGCGAGCGGCUCGGGAGAAGCAGCGCGAGACCGAGACGGGGCUGCUGGCCCGCGUCGAGCGCCUGCAGAAAACGGAGACGGAACUGGAAGCCCUCUUGACGUCUGAGUCGACUGCACGCAGACGCGAAAAAGAGGAGUACGACUUGCAAACGGAGGCGCUUCACACUCGCGUACAGGAGGCGGAGAGAGACGCAGCACACUGCCGCUCGAUGCUGGAGAAGAGCGCGGAAAAACAUGCAUCCGACCUGGAAGAGUUGCGGCGGGAGAGGCGUCUGGAAGAAGAGCGCCUCUCAACGCAGCUGCUCGCAGCGUCCUGUGCGUCGGCGGACUGGCAAAAAAUUCAGGAAACAUGGGAACUGGAAAAAGAGGAAAUCGAACGAGAAAGAAAUGCUGCCUUCCUCGCUCUGGACGAAACCAAGGAAAAAAUGAAUCAACUGUCUCAGCAAUAUGCAGCACUCGCGGCGGAUCUCGCGACCAAGCAGAAGGAGGUCGAUGCGUUGAGAGCUUCUUCUCGGCGAGGCAGCGCGCUCUCUGCUUCCUGUGGCGACUGUGCCAAGACGGAGGAGAUCGAAAACGGAGGAAGUGCAGACAACGAAGCAGAGGAGAGACGAGAGAGAGAAGACGAACAAGAUCGCCUCGCGCAGCUUCUCGCGGCGAACGUAGAGAUUAACCUGCUUCAGCGAGAACUUGAAGCUCUCAAAGAAGAGGUCCGAGAAGUGAAGGACGAGAGGGGAGGUCUGCAGGAGAGUCUGAAGAAAGUUCAGGAGCAGAAGGAGAAGGCGGAAGCCACAGUCGCCACCCUGAAGGCGGAGAUGGAAGCAGUUGCUGCGGCGAGUCCGGCGCGGGAGGGCCGCGUCGAGCCACUGGAGGCGCGCCGCGAGUCUGACUUGGCGUACUGGCAAAGUCAGCUGGCGGAGAGAGACCAUAGAAUCGCUCUGUUGACAAGCGAGAGAAACGCCUUGAGUUACCGGCUGCAGCUGAAGACGGUGGGCGGCGACGCAGAGAAGAAAGGCCGCGAAACGAACGAGAAAAGGCUAGGUGGCGACGCCCAGAGAGAGCGCGAGUCCCCGCGCGACGCGGAGGCUCCGCGAGCGAGCGAACUGCAAGAUCUGGAGGCUGGAGAGGAACUCUUUGAGGAGAAUCCGCGCGCAUCUCUUCGAGGAAGAGAAGAAAAGAGAGGAGCUCUCGUCGCAACAGCGCGAAAAGCUGGCAGAGUCGCUCGACAUGUGAAGCUGUACGCGCGAGCCAUCUGGGGAGACCUCAGAAGCGGUGGAUGUACACCUUGGAAAGCAAAGUCUUGGCAACCGAUCGACCGGCCCUUCAAGGAUUUCAGCCGAGUUCUCGCGGACAGUGGAGCCCAUCGCCUCGCUUUCUAUCUUUACUUUCUGCUUCUUCACGUUCUCUUCUUUUUCCGGCUUUUUUUUCCUCCCCUCGGCCCUGCCGCACCAUGCUCAGGAGCUCUCUCCUCUGACGUUGCAUCUUUUGGCGCAGUCCCGACUUUACACCCUCCCUCCCCGCCGUCUUAGGUUUUUCUGGACUUCUGAGAAAACAUGUUUGUCUCCAUCUUCUUCACGACGUCUUCGCCUUCCUUCUCUCAUCUCUCAUCUCAGGGAAAGCAGCUGGGAUGUUUUCGUCGCUCCUUGGGUCUCUCCGUCGCCUCUGCGUCUGUUACAAAGAAGUCGCAGAGCUACGCAUGAAAGAGAAGUCUGGAAUGGAGCUGCAGAGCGUUUUUUAAAAGUGCGAACCGUCGCCGGGAAGUUGUUCUUCUCUCCUCUCUCACUGAAGCGAGAACCAGCGAGUCUUCGGAUGCUGGUACCCUCGCACUGUCUAGGAUAGGAGGAGUUACGAGUUUCAUCGAAGUAAUCGUCUCUGAGGAUUACUUCCAACCUUUCUGUAGAGAAAUCACCACGGUGCUUUUCUAUUCGCUUUUCUGCGGUGUGAAGACUCCGAGCUCCUCCCCGCCUACGGUAGAACGCGAAAUCCACCGACAGUUCUGGGGAUGUCUGCGUGGACAGUUAGGUUCGCUUUGGGGAGAGAAGAGACUGACGAUCUGUCGGAAAAGCGAGAUCGUCAUUCCGUAACCUCCACGUUCAAAUCGCAGUUGAAGUUGUUUGCUUUCUCCUGAACACAGCAAGUGAAUUCAAAAGUUCAACUCUGUACGUCAAGCAGGAGGACGGGAUGUUAGCGGUAUGGUGGUGUCGUCCUCCCUGUGGGUUAAAAGGUAGAUCGCGAAAGUGGAUUUUGAACAGAAGAAAGCGAGAGAGGGAGAGUCGCUUCACGCUGCGUAUAUGUGUGUUUUUCUCAACUUCAAUCUGGAGGUUUUCUCUUGUAACAGAGAGGCUCUUGUGUUGAAUUUCCGGGAUAGAAAGCGGAAACGUGCAUGAGAAAGGACUUCAACUGCGUUUGUAGCAGCUUUUCAAGGUGAAUUUUCUGUCACAAUUUUCCUACGCAAAACAGCUGAGAACGCAGGGUGCGAGGAGCAGGAGCAGUGGCGUCAGUCUUUUACUGGUUGACAAGUGCGUUGAUACACUCGGGCACAGACACGAAAAAAACAAGAUUUCUCACUCAACUCUAGAUCUUCACGAGUCGAGGAAAGACAGAGGUUUCUAGGUGUGUAUCUCGUGACUUUGCUCCAUGUCUGCCGAGACUGUGCAUAUCCAGAACUGCGUUUAUCCAAAUCUCUACCCAUUUCUUCACCUAUCUCUGCUGUUCUGUCAGCGUAUGUCUCUUUGUCUCUAUGUGUCUCUCUCUGACUACAUCUUUACAACAUAUCUACCUCUAUUUGUCAGUCUAGCGAGAUGGAAGAGUUGUACACUUCUGCCGAUCUUUGCGCAUCUUCAUGUUUCUCUAUCUUUCCCUAUAUUUAUCUUUCCGCAGAAUAUACAUGCAUGCAUGUUUCAACACGUUUUAUUCUUCUCUCUUUCGAUAUGCAUGAAUGUAUAUAAAUAUACCUUCAUAUAUGCAUGCACAUCCCUGUGUGACUGUAAAAAUCGAGUGAAAGUACUCAAAACUAGGAACGAGGCUGUUGCGGCGCGCGUCGUCCGAAAUUCU